AUGCUUUCUCCAAACACCUUUUUGCCAGAUUUUUGUGUUCCUGACACAAUAAACCAAGUAACAGAUGGUUUUGAGUUGGAAGGUUCAACAUCUUCACCUUCAUCUUUCACAAGCUCAAAUGAAGAAUACCCAGAAGGGACAAGAUAUUCCAAUAACUUCCUGAGAUACAUAACUGACAUCCUCAUGGAUGAAGAAGAUGAAUUAGAGCGCCAACCCUGCAUGUUGCAGGAAUGUCUAAGACUCCAAGCUGCUGAAAAAUCAUUCUAUGAUGUUCUUGGCCAGAGCUAUCCUAAUUCAUCAUGUGAUGAUACCACUGACCCUGAUGGAAGUUUCGGUCCCGCCGCUAGUUUUGAGAGCAAUAACAGCAGCUGCACGUGCACCACUGAUAACACGUAUGAAUCUGAUUGGGUCAAUCUUGUUGGAGAAAUUAACUCUUCAUUACCUCUACAAACCCCUUUAGUAGAACAAAACUACUAUGAGAUGACAGAACCUGAUCCAGUUGUCAUUGAGUCACAAGCUGCUAAUUAUUUUCACAAUGGAACUUGGAGUUCGAAUGAUAUUCAACCAGUGAUAGUUGCAGAGGAUUCAGCUUCAUUAGUACCAAGAGAAAAGAGAAGUCAUAAGACAGAUGAUAAUGAUGAUACUUCUAAUGAAAAAGAGGGAAGAGACAGCAAGGUUUCAGCUAUCUUCUCUGAUGAAUUAGAGGCACCAGAGAUUUUAGAUGAGGUGCUGCUUUGUCAGAUAGGAAGGACUCAAAACCUACAAGCAUCACAGAAUCUUGAUUCAGGAGAAAAGGCAACGGCAACUAGUUCGCGUUCAAAGAAAGUAUCUAGAAAUAACAAUGCCACAGCUGUGGAUUUGUGGACCAUGCUAACUCAAUGUGCGCAGGCUGUGGCGAGCUAUGAUCAGAAGAAUACAAAUGAGCUACUUAAGCAGAUUAGGCAACAUUCUUCACCAUUUGGGGAUGGGCUCCAGCGUUUAGCUCAUUACUUUGCUGAUGGUCUUGAGAUCAGAUUGGCUGCUGGGACGCCGUCGUAUAAGGCGCUUGAUGUGGCAACUGCGGGAGAUAUGUUGAAAGCAUACAAACUAUUUGUUACCUCAUCUCCUUUGCAGAGAAUGACAAAUUUGUUAUUAACCAAAACGAUUCGCAGUGUAGUGAAGAAUGAGAGCAGCAUUCAUAUUAUCGAUUUUGGAAUUUGCUAUGGUUUCCAGUGGCCAUGCCUUAUCAAAACACUUUCAACACGACAUGGUGGUCCUCCAAAGCUUCGCAUUACGGGUAUUGACCUUCCUCAGCCAGGAUUUAGGCCUGCGGAGAGGGUGGAGGAAACCGGGCGGCGGUUAGAAAACUUCUGCAAGAAGUUCAAUGUCCCAUUUGAAUACAACUGCAUUGCACAGAAAUGGGAAACUAUACGGCUCGAGGAUCUAAAGAUAGACAGGAAUGAAAUAACUCUUGUUAGCUGUUUGUACAGACUGAAAAACCUUCCUGAUGAAACUGUGGCAGUGAAUUGUCCAAGAGAAGCUGUGUUGAAGUUGAUCAAAAAGAUUAAUCCAAAAAUCUUUUUCCAUGGAGUUGUAAACGGAAGUUAUAGUGCACCAUUUUUCCUGACUCGGUUUAAGGAAGCACUCUACCAUUUCUCAUCGCUGUUCGAUAUGUUCGAGGCUAAUGUGCCUCGCGAAGACACGCAGAGGUUGAUGCUUGAGAAAGGGUUGUUUGGAAGGGAUGCUAUAAAUGUUAUAGCUUGUGAGGGUGCAGAGAGAGUUGAAAGGCCUGAGACCUACAAGCAAUGGAAGAUCAGGAACAGGAGAGCAGGGUUCAAGCAAAUCAGGUUGGAUACUAAGUUAGUGAAUGAAACCAAAGCAAUGUUGAAGAGGGAAUACCAUAAAGAUUUUGUAGUUGAUGAGGAUGGUAAGUGGAUUUUGCAGGGAUGGAAAGGGCGAAUUUUGAGUGCUUUUUCUGCUUGGGUUCCUGUUUAA
Lathyrus sativus (Indian pea) is the source of this 1974-nucleotide messenger RNA. NCBI's taxonomy places the organism in Eukaryota, Viridiplantae, Streptophyta, Magnoliopsida, Fabales, Fabaceae. The record is from the annotation of a GenBank genome assembly.